GGCAGACUGGCUUCUCAGGGACGUCUGUGAUCAGUCAUCUACCGGUCAAGCUCAAUUUGUCGCAACUAUGGAGGUUUCCGUUCGCCAUCGCUCAUCGCUGCGGACCUGAGGACGUCCUACCUACUGAUCGCAUCUCUCGCUCACCGCCAUCGCUUCCUUUCCCUUCCUCCUUUUUCCUUUUCCCUUGGUCAAGCUUGUCAUCAUCCCAUCGAUGCAGAGCCUGUUCGGCCACUGCCGUCCUUUCCGCUGCCUGGCCUUCCUGACACGUUCGCGCCGUCCGGCCAACAGCGAGUACUCGCCGGUGCGUCCCAACAUGGACUGGGACGACGACAUGGACGACGAGAGCUUCUUCGACGACUGGGACAAUGACGCCAAACCGCUGUCCAACCCCUCCCCCUCGCAACCAGCGUCAAGUAGUGCCGCACCGGGUGGUGCCAAUGCAUCCGACAGGGCCGGGCCUUCCCCUCACGACGGCACGGCCAGCACCGCCGCCACGAGCCAGUCCAGCAGCUGCCGCAGCUCGGCCGGCGGCGAACCUGCCGUCCUCAAUGGCGUGCACCACGAGCCGCCGACCGACAAGAGUGUCACACCCCCCAGGACCAAGAUGCCCACUGGUGGCAAGGCACCGUCACGCGGCGGCAGCGGCAGCGGCAGUGGCAGCCAGGACAUCUUUGCGGAGCUGGGGAUGAUGCCGACGUACAAGGCGCCGCUGCGGGCGGAUGCGACUCGGAAGAAGAGGACGUCAGUCAAGACGCUGCUGGGCUGCGAGGACGCGGAUGACGACGCAGUGGUGUGGGGGGACGAGGACCUGGCGCUCGAUGAUCCUAUAACUCCACCGUCGGCAACGGGGAGAUAGACGUGCCGAUUCCGUCGAUCCAUCCAUGUCGAAAUGCGGGCAUGGCUGUGUCUGUCGGUCGGUCUGCGAGACGAGACGAG
Molecule: messenger RNA, 936 nt
Organism: Vitrella brassicaformis
Lineage: Eukaryota; Vitrellaceae
Source: the annotation of a GenBank genome assembly